AUGGGGUUUGAUAACUUCAUGCUCUACCUCGAUGAGACUAUUACAGGUGUUCUCAGUGAAUGGGACAUUUAUUCGACCUUAAUUGUUACGGCUCUCGUCGGCUUCUUUGCUUUCAAAGUCAUAACAUCUCGCGAUCCGGAUUCGCAUCCUAUGCUCUUGGCCCGUCAAUCACAAGCAUCGUCAGUCAGACAAGAAGGACAGUCUGCCGUCUUCAGAAGUCAUACUGCUCCUCAUGGCAUGCCUCUCAACUCGGGGCUUCACGUUAAAGACCCUGGUGACUCGAAAUGGACUCCAGGUCGCAAUGGUGAUUUAAGGGAUAUAUGGCGCAGGGCGGUCACUGGAGCUGUUGACAGAGAAGGGAAAGAGACGGGAGAAAUCGGUAACCUCAUGACAAUAUAUGGUUCCGAUAAACUUGUUACCCACAAGCUUGCCGAUGUUACUCGUCAGAUCAAUCUGAUUGGCCAACAUAUUAAGCAGAAUGGAGGAAACAACAUUGCCAUAUAUUUACCAAACUCUAUCGAAUACCUCGCAGCAUUGUUCGCUUGUGCAUUUUACGACCUCAGUGCGAUACUCUUACCAUAUGACGAGUCUCCCGAAAGUUUACUAGAAUUAAUAAUCAAGUCCAAAGCGGAUACAGUUAUUGCUGCUGUUGGUUCUUUUCCGUUUGAUGUGGUAGCCAAGUCCUAUCCAGCUUUGCAGCAAAUGAUAUGGGUGGUGGAUGAUGGCAGCAAGCAUAUGGACUGGAAUGAAGUACCGAAAGGCACUGGAGGAGCAGUGAAUGUUUCUACCUGGCAAGAAAUUCUCCAAGAUCAGGAAGCUCAUGCAGGUUCUGAGCUACCUGCUGUUGACAAGGCUGGCAAGGAACCUAACAAAGUUGUUGCAUUCUGGCCUAAUGGAGAACUUGUGGAAUUUACUCAAUCAGUAUUGGUAGCUGGAGUGUCAGGUCAACUGGCCUCCAUACCCACGGUUCAGCGUAUUACAUCUAAAGACCUCUUCCUCUCUGCGGAACCGUUAUCGUUGAUCUACCCUUUGGUCUUAACUCUUUCGGCACUUUACUCAAACGCUUCCAUCUCCUUGACCUCUGUCUCUAUCAAAGACCCUGAUCUCGUCCUAGCAACGAAGGGAACAUCUCCGACAAUUGUUGUUGCCUCGUCCUCCACCCUUGCGAAGCUCCAUGCUGAAACCAAGGAUAACCUAACUUCACCACUCUAUCAAGUCGUUCACUGGUUUCAAACUCAGUCUUUAGUACAGCAUGGUGUUAUGCCCAUCGCCACCGUCUUUUCCCGCAUGUACGAUCACCUUCUCCCAAUCAUUGGCACGACACCUGGCAAACUUCGUCUAAUUUACGUUUCGGAACCCAUUGGCGUCCCGUCAACACCCUUGAGCGCCGAAAUGCUCUCAGAUCUACGUAUCUACACAGGCUCAAGAAUUAUUUACGCUCUCACUGCGUCAAAGGUCGCAGGUGCUGUAUCACAAACCGGUAUUUAUGAUUACAGAGUAGACGAUGGUUCGGAGAAAUACUCGCACUUUGGAGCGCCUCCACCAUCCGUGGAGAUCUUUUUGAAGGAUACCAAGGAGUACCAGACUUCUGAUACAUCUUCCGUUGGCGAGAUCAUAGUAAGAGGUCCUGCCGUCGCGGGAGGAGAAGCACACUUGGGUAUUGCAGGAAAGAUAAAACCAGACCACACACUCGCCCUACUCUCAUAA
Messenger RNA from Sclerotinia sclerotiorum 1980 UF-70, 1707 nucleotides. RefSeq lists its product as hypothetical. NCBI's taxonomy places the organism in Eukaryota, Fungi, Ascomycota, Leotiomycetes, Helotiales, Sclerotiniaceae. Gene Ontology annotation, cellular component: endoplasmic reticulum; membrane. Gene Ontology annotation, molecular function: long-chain fatty acid-CoA ligase activity. The record is from RefSeq and is a predicted model, not a curated record. Bases 1 to 1707 code for a protein of 568 amino acids. The transcript has 3 exons.